This is a messenger RNA of Paramecium sonneborni, 214 nucleotides long. The record is from the annotation of a GenBank genome assembly. Lineage: Eukaryota; Ciliophora; Oligohymenophorea; Peniculida; Parameciidae.
AAUGAUAAAUCCCUUAGUAAAAAUAGAUUGGAUUGAACAAUUUCCUUAUGAAGAUGAUCAGAAUGCUUGGUAUUAAUAUAAUGGAUUCUUGUUUGUUUUGGAUUCUAUGGUUUUAUGUAUAUUGGAUUAGGGUUAAAAUUUACAUACGAAAGAGAAAAAAAAAUAAUAUUGUAAAUUGUCUUUGGAAGAAAAUUAGAAGAUAAUGAGAAUUUGA